Wasmannia auropunctata (little fire ant) is the source of this 2210-nucleotide messenger RNA. Its product is annotated as protein FAM151B. The transcript is spliced from 5 exons. The record is from RefSeq and is a predicted model, not a curated record. The coding region runs from base 250 to 1197 and encodes 315 amino acids. Lineage: Eukaryota; Metazoa; Arthropoda; Insecta; Hymenoptera; Formicidae.
GUACGUGCCAUUACGUGCGCCCGCGGAUUUCGACGAUCGGCCGACGGCUCCGCUCCGCUCCCGUGGAGACAGUCAGUCGUUUCGAGGCUGCCGAGUUGACCGGGUGUCUAGUCGAGAGCCGUGGGGAGCGCACUCCGGGCUGUGUGUCUUUCUCUCCGUCUGAAACCGUCGCUGCUUCUGCUCUUGUCGCGCCUGCCCGUCCCUUCUUUUGUCGGCCACCCCAAUCGAGAUUUUCGACGCCGAGGGACCAUGGCGAAUACCACGAUCGUGACUAUUGUACUGCUGGCGGUGAUCCAGGCUGCCAUGUGCAAGACCAACUGCACGCGCAUAUGCUCUCCAAGCGACUUCUUUCCGAAUGUCAAAGGCAAUCUCACGAAGAUCGUCUGGGCGCAUGCUGUCAACAGCCAGGCGAAAUUGGAGAAGGCACUCUCGUCAGGGGAUGUCAUGAUGCUGGAGGCCGAUGUCGUGAUGGGCAAACUUAACAAUACCAACAAUACCAGCGAAAUCCCGAUAAUGGCGCAUCCACCGAACACGGAGAGCGAUCUGUCGCUCGAGGAGUUCCUCAAUAUAACCAACACUAACGGCAGCAAGGGCAUCAAGCUGGAUUUCAAGACAAAUGACGCUUUCAACAACAGCAAGUCCAUUCUUAAAAAGUGGCAACCGAUCUUGAAGCGUCCAGUUUUCCUCAAUGCGGACAUUCUUUCUGGGCCAGUCAACGCUACUCUUCCGCUUGUCGGGAAAGAAUUCAUAAAAGAAGCUAAUGAUAUCAUACCAGACGCUAUCCUCUCUAUUGGUUGGACAACCAGGUACGGAAAGGAGUUCAACAUCACCAAGGGUCGAUACAGCGCGGAGCAGCUCAAGAAGAUGGUCGACACUGUUGCCGAGAGUCGUGUCACCCAGCCGGUAACUUAUCCCGUACGAGCUGGACUCGCGGUAAACGAUAUCGAUGCCAUGAAGGCGUUAUUGAAGAACACGAAGAAUGCGACUCUGACGAUCUGGUCAGCGGAGGGCGAUUCCGUCGAUCCCGCGAAACUUUCGAAGCUGAUCAAAGAAGUGGACAUCGACAAGGUGUACGUGGACGUGCCGAAUGACCUGAGGAGCAAGCUCAAUCUCUCGGGCGCGUCCGCGAUGACACCCGCGGUGAUGAUGACUCUGGGCGCAUCGAUGGCGCUUCUGGUCCUGUCGAGGAUGCUGUAAGCAUUGAAGAUCGUAGGCUAGCAGAUGUAGACUUGCGGCGAAAUUCGAUAAAAGGAGGACUCUGGACCCCUCCGUUCCGGGAGCCUCUCGACGGAGAAACGAAAGUACGAACGAACGACGAAAUCCGAUUACGAUCGCACGCCAUGAAUUAUAUCAUCGUUUGAUCGCCAUCGCGAUCGUUCGAUCGGGUCUUCGUCCGAUUCAUCGCGGCUACAUUUCUUAAGACGUACCUCUCUCGCGAUAUUCGAUUAGUCGUUGCAGCGAACGAUUUCCAAUGCGAGAUAUUUUCCACACGAAAUUCGCCUCUAUCCAGGUAAAAAAAAAAUAACGUUCGUUUUGUCGAUACAAUUUGUACUUAAAAUCGUCACGCAAAACAAUCCCGAAUUGUAUAAAUUAAAAAUAUUUUUUUUAAUAUAUCUGACUUGAUAAAUCGUAAAAAAAAAAGAUAACCUGCAUAUAUGUAUGUGUAGGUAGUUUCAAUUAUAUCGAGAAUCACUUUAAUACCGUUGAUAAACAGUAACGCUUUACCUAAUGUUAAUUAAUGUCUAAAAAGUUUCUUAAUAUUAUAUUACACGUAUGUUAAUAAAUCAAUUGAUAAACUCCAUCGCACACACACACGCAUACAUACACAUACAAGCAAUCGAUCGCAAUUACUUAUUGCAUAAAAGAAAACCAUUAUAUAUGAAGGACACGCGGUCUGAGAAAUUGUCCUGAAUUUUUUUAUUGAAGUACAAACAGCGAUAUAAAAAGAGAGCGCGCUUUACGUAAUUUCGUACCAAGUACAACGUACUUGCGCGCGCACUCAUGUGUUUAAUGUCCCUUUGUAAUGUUCACCGCCCCGUACCUGCGUUUAACAUAUCUCCGAUUUAGGUGCAGCAAAAAAAAAUUAUAUUAGUCUCUAUAUAUAAGCUACGUAUUUAAGCCAAAGGAUUAAAAAAAAAUGCAGUAUACGGUGCGAGAGUGCACUGCGUUUGAUAACGAGUCAAUAAAAUUAUGCAAAAUUAUUGAGAAAA